Messenger RNA from Periophthalmus magnuspinnatus, 3157 nucleotides. RefSeq names its product cysteine-rich and transmembrane domain-containing protein 1. The record is from RefSeq and is a predicted model, not a curated record. The transcript is spliced from 4 exons. Gene Ontology annotation, cellular component: extracellular exosome. Lineage: Eukaryota; Metazoa; Chordata; Actinopteri; Gobiiformes; Gobiidae. Bases 277 to 651 code for a protein of 124 amino acids.
GAGUUUCACUGAGUGUCGAGUCGCACAUUGCGCUGAAAUCGAGUGACUCGCCAAAAACGACGCAGCUCUUUUUAUUUCUGCGGCUGUUUCUGGCAUCAGCAAAGCGUCGGGUUGCGGAUCAGACUGAAGUUGUGCAGAAAGAAAAAGUCCCACGAGAAAAACACUUCCCCAAAAUAACGGCCCCAUCUGUCACAUCCUGAAGUGGACGCCGUGGUCACGUGACGCGACUUUCACAUCUGCACUGGAGCGAGUCUGUGGUCGUCUUUCACCUCGAGGAUGAAUUUUGAGCAGCCCCCUCCGUACACAGGCCCCACCGCCCCGGGUUACCCCCCCCAGGGCCCGCCUCCUCCACAGGGAUACCCGCCGCAGGGGUACCCGCCUCAGGGAUACCCGCCUCAGGGGUUCCCGCCGCAGGGUCCCCCCCCGCAGGGGUACCCGGCCCACCCCGGGGGCCCGUACCCGACCACGGAUCAGCCGUACCCGGGUCAGCCGCAGUACUGGCAGGGAGGACCCCCCCCGGCCCCGAUGUACGGAGAGGCCCCAAAAAACACAGUGUACGUGGUGGAGGAUCGCAGGAGGGACGAUGACACGUGUCUGACGGCGUGCUGGGCGGCGCUGUGCUGCUGCUGCCUCUGGGACAUGCUGACAUAACUCUGAACUACAUUACCCAUAAGCCCCUGUAUCUGUGCCUAUGACUCCCUCUCCUCCUCCUCUCCUCCUCCUCCUCUCCUCUCCUCUUCCUCCCCCUCCUCCUCCUCCUCCCCUCCUCUCCUCCUCUCCUCCUCUCCUCCUCCUCUCAUUUGCCUUAAAUCAGACCUAAUGUGCUUGUGUCUCUAUAGUUCUAAUCUCUGUCCGCUGAAUUCUACGUUAGAAAACUGUGGCGUCCAAUAGGAGCUGACGUCGCCGUAAACGUCGUCACAGUAAAGAGGCGUGUAGCUGUAGCGCCCCCUAUGGACAGAUGCACGUCACACUAGAGCAGAGCAUUUUUUUAAACCAAAAUGACGACGCGACGCUGCAGAAUCCUACGAGUAUCAACGAGAAAAUAAAACUGGAGAAGGAAGUGCGGACGUCACAGGGGGCGUGUCACAGUGGGCGUGUCACAGUGGGCGUGUCACAGUGGGCGUGUCACAGUGGGCGUGUCACAGGUGGAGGUUAAACGGGCAUAUUGACAAAAUGGCGUCUUGAAAAUAGUCGAUUAAAGAUUAAACUCAAACAUGAAUCAGUCCAAAUAAAACUUCAGAGAGACUCAAUGAGUCGGAAACAAUUAUAACAUGUUUUGAACAAUAGGUCUGCUUUAAACGGCUCUGCUCCCUCUCCCCCUCUCUUCCUCUCUCCUCCUCUCUUCUUCUCUCUCCCUUUUUCCCUCUCUCCUCCUUCUCUCUCCCUCUCUCCUCCUCUCCUUCUCUCCUUCCCUCAUCAACCCUCUUUCCCGUCUCUCCCUCCUCCUCUCUCUUCCUCUCUCCUUCUCCUCCUCUUGCUCUCUCCUCUGCUCUCCGUUUCCCCCUCUCUCUUCCUCUUCCUUCGCUCUCCUCCUCUCCUCCUCCUUCUCUUCUUCUAUAAAUAACAGACAGAUCCUUCUGGGAGGUGUCGUCCUCGUGGUCCUGGUUUAGUUUGACCGAUGGCUGUGACUUUGAACGUCCAGGUCCAGAGGCUUUUUCUGUGUCUGCGUCAAAGGAUGAAAAUGAGCCCUGGCUAUAAUCCUGCAUAUUUCCAGGUGUGGGAUUCGUUCCUCAUGCUUCUGUUCUUAAUAUGCAUUGUCCCUUCAUUAAAUAAUAAACAAAUAAAAAACAAACAAACAAACAAACUCUGCAGCGAUGGACGACACUUCUCAGAAUCACUGUGUUCACACUUCCUCUACAAGACUUUAUGUAGACCUGGUUUAGUCCUGGUCUAGUCCUGGUCUAGUCCCAGUUCUGAUGCGUUUUGUGGAGGUGUGGACACAGUGGACACAGUGGACACGGUGGACACAGUGGACACAGUGGACUCUGUUGUCUCUGUUCUGUCUGUGGUGGAGCCAUUUUAGGGAAAUGUUUGUCAUUUUCAUUGUGAUUUUACAUAUUUAGUUUAAAAUAAUCCCAUUUGUCAGACACGUUCACGUCUGUUCUGACCCAGUGCGAUUUCUGUCCCACGUCUUGUGUGAAGUUAAGUCCUUUCCUCACAUUUACACUGCAGCCGUAACAUGAAAAUCUACAAACUGUGGAUUUUUUAAAACCUGUAGCACCAAAAAAAGAAACUAACCUUUAUGUUCCUGUCACGUAACCGAUAUAAAGAUGUUUGUUUUUUAUGAACGUACCACUUUUAGCACAAAUCUCUUCGUUAAACGGUCCUUUCAUUUCAGAAACGUGUAGCAUUUCCAGUUUGAGGUCCCUAAAAUGGCCGCCGCGCAGACUCACUGUUCCGUCGUAUCUUUGACACAUCAAUGCAAACUCACGAUAGACUCAGGCUCUGUGGCACUUUAUGAAGAUAUGACUUCUGCCCCUCGGUCCGUGCUCUUUACGAUACUCUGCAGCGACGUCGCACUGGGGGGGUUCUGCAUGUAUGUCUGUGGAGGAAUGCUCAGCAGUUACCAUGCCGACACAACGCACACUUUAGUAAACACAGCCUGAUAUGUUUUUAGAAUGUCUGAAAUAUACAAAAUAGUUUUUAACGACUCCCGCAGCCUGAGACGAGCUUCAGUCAGAGCAGUGCCUCCUGUUAGCUUCACCCCUCCAGAGAAUGUUGAAGGCGUCGGCUGCAAAGUAUCCCCGCCCCCUCGCUCCACGUUCAGGCCACUCCCUUUGACUGAAUCCAAACCCGCCUCGUUCUGAAUCACGUGACUCGUCGGUUGGUAAAGAGCCGCUGACUCCGGCUCCGGCUCUUUUGCACCGCGGCUCCUGAUUCUUUUGCACAGCGGCUCAGUUUGCCAUGUUUGUCUUCAGGUGAAAUCACAACCACAAAUCCAAUGCAUUUUUAAAGAUGUCACUGAUGUAACUGUGACUUAUGUUGACUGUUGAUCUUUUAUUUCAAGAUGAUCUUAAAAUGUUUAUGCUGUUUUUAUUUGAUGGGAAAUAUUUAAUACCAAGUUACUAAUACUAAGCUAAUGUGAAAACUGAAGAAACCAAAUGUAAUGUAAUGUAAUGUAAUAAUUUAAGUAAAAAUCUUGCAUUAAAAUCUUGAA